AUGCGGCGCCAACAACCUUACCAACCAGAGUCCCCCCUGUCCUUGAGCCAGUCUGCAGCCCGCAUGAUGACAUACCUGGCUAUGCCGCUGGUGUUUGCCCAAACGCCUGCCAAGGAUCACCUGCCGUCUGUGUCUUCUACUGGUCCUAGCGACCAUUCGAGUCCAUGGGCCAUCAAAAUGAAGAAGAAGCUCACGAAGAAAGUCCGAAAGAGGGCUAAGCGCAACUCGAAAAAGCGAGCCAUGGUGCGCAAAUACAAGAACCGUCGUGGUGAAAGCAAAGUGUGCUUAGCUUAUGAGUUAGCGCCAACAAUGUGCUGGCGUUCAAACACAAGGUGUACAGUCUGCUGGCUGGUGCAAAGCCUGCUGAGGCGCCCUACCGGUUUCGGCAUGCAGCCCUGACGGAACUGAGGGACUUUUUAGUAGCUGAGAAGAAAGCGGGCCGAUUUCACCCACUUUUUUUGGGGGGCCUCGAAUGAAAGGCCUUUCCAUGAUGCGUUGCAAUAUCAACGCAUGUCGGUAGUGGAAAAUUCAUAUGAUGCAAUGGUGCGUAGGAACCAUGCUAUUGGGGAU
This is a messenger RNA of Cladocopium goreaui, 570 nucleotides long. The record is from the annotation of a GenBank genome assembly. NCBI's taxonomy places the organism in Eukaryota, Dinophyceae, Suessiales, Symbiodiniaceae.